CGGGAACCGGGAACAGGGACCGGGAACCGGGAACAGGGACCGGGAACCGGGAAUAGGGACCGGGAACAGGGAACAGGGAACCAGGACCCAGGCACCGGGAACCGGGCACCGGGAACCGGCACCGGCAUCGGGUACCGGGAUCCGAGAAUCGGGGACAGGCACCGGGAAUCGGCCCCGGGAACUGGCAGCGGGAACCGGCAUCGGGAAUCGAAGGCCGGGCACCGGACAUCGACACAGGGCACCGACACCUCCACCGAGGACCGGGCACCAGCUCCGGGCACCGGGCACUGGGAUCGGAUCGGGGAGCGGUCACCGGUACUGGCUGCGGGGCCCCGCCGGGCAGGGAGAGGCGCCGGGGGAAGCGGGACCCCCCGCCCGGCCCCGCCCCGGCCCGCCGGGGGCACCGGAGCUGCCCCGGUCCCGGCGCCGCGCUCCCCGAGCAGGCAGAGAUGGACACCUUCAGCACCAAGAACCUGGCCCUGCAGGCCCAGAAGAAGCUCCUGAGCAAGAUGGCCACCAAAACCAUCGCCAACGUCUUCAUCGACGACACCAGCAGCGAGAUCCUGGACGAGCUGUACCGGGCCACCAAGGAGUACACCCACAACCGCAAGGAGGCCCAGAAGAUCAUCAAGAACCUCAUCAAGAUCGUGAUGAAGCUGGGCGUGCUGUACCGCAACGGGCAGUUCAGCCCCGAGGAGCUGCUGGUGAUGGAGCGGUUCCGCAAGAAGGUGCACACCCUGGCCAUGACGGCCGUCAGCUUCCACCAGAUAGACUUCACCUUCGACCGCAGGGUCAUGUCGGGGGUGCUCCUGGAGUGCCGGGACCUGCUGCACCAGGCCGUGAACGGGCACCUGACGGCCAAGUCCCACUCCCGCAUCAACCACGUCUUCAACCACUUUGCGGACUACGAGUUCCUGUCGGCGCUCUACGGGCCCUCCGAGCCCUACCGCACCCACCUGCAGAGGAUCUGCGAGGGGGUCAACAAGAUGCUGGAGGAGGACAACAUCUGAAGGCUCUUGGCAGCCGGGCUCUGCCUCCUGGGAGGGUGGAGUGGGGCUGUUUGCCUGCUCUGAGCAUGGCCAGGCUCGACGGCCCCCCCCCUCCUCCUCUGCAGUGCUCGCUCGUUUUCCCCUCGUUUCUACAGGAGACUGAACACCUUGACUUUUGCCCACCCCUUGCCCAGGGGCUUCGAAGCCCUCCCUGCGCUGGGCCGAGUCCUCUCCAGGGGAUCCUGGGAUUUUGGGCUCCUGCUGUACAGUUUGAUUUCCUUUGCCCACCAAGUGUCCUUAGCUCAGAGUCCGAGGAGGACUCUGAGCCUUGAACUCUGUUGUAACCCUCUGGGGGGAAAACCAAAGCAAAGCCUGGUGGUGUGGAACACCUCUGAAAGGGGUGUCUGAGCAGGUGGGAUGUUGCUGGUUGUGAGACCCCCUUCCUGGAGGGUUGUGGGGCUCCAUGGUUUUCCUUCAGCAGCUCCAUAACACUGUGGGAGCAAGUCAUGGUCCAGAGUGUUGCUGCCCAGGAUGGGAAGGUGUGGGCUUUGCUCUCCUCAAAGACAAGUCCCUGAGAGGAGGAGGAUCCCACCUCACCUGGACAAGGGAGCUGCUCCUUCCCUGCAUCCCAGGUACCAUCCAAGCCCCAGCUCCCCACCAGCUCCCCAUGACUGUCACGGCUCCGACGCCGCCCUCGGUGGUUCUCCAAAGUUCUCUGUGGGAUUUCAUCCCUUUUCCACAUUGUCUGAGUGAUGGUUGUUCCUUUUUUAGCAAACUCUGUAGCCCUGAUGAGUUAUUUAAAUAAACUCACCUGUUUGGCCUGGGA
Chiroxiphia lanceolata (lance-tailed manakin) is the source of this 1815-nucleotide messenger RNA. RefSeq names its product TNF alpha induced protein 8 like 1 (gene TNFAIP8L1). The record is from RefSeq and is a predicted model, not a curated record. NCBI's taxonomy places the organism in Eukaryota, Metazoa, Chordata, Aves, Passeriformes, Pipridae. Gene Ontology annotation, cellular component: cytoplasm. Bases 450 to 1010 code for a protein of 186 amino acids. Gene Ontology annotation, biological process: negative regulation of TOR signaling; regulation of apoptotic process. The transcript has 2 exons.